Moneuplotes crassus is the source of this 2488-nucleotide messenger RNA. NCBI's taxonomy places the organism in Eukaryota, Ciliophora, Spirotrichea, Euplotida, Euplotidae. The record is from the annotation of a GenBank genome assembly.
UUUUAUUUAAGAAUGAGCUGGGGAGCCAAAGCUAGGGCCAUGAACCUAGACCCAUACAAGUUCCAGAAUACAAACCUGGAAGGCGAGCGUGGGAGAUACACACAUACAGCAUUUGAUCAAGAUGACUCUUUGGAUAUCAGACGUCAAGGCACUAAAGGCCAGAAGAGAAGUAUUAAAGACAUAUUUGAGGAUCCUGAUAAUACAAAGGAUAAGUCAAGACCAUCCAGAUAUGACCCAGAUUCCUCCUUUGGAAGUCCUGGCAGACACACUGGGUCUCUGUUAGAUCAGAGACAUACGUUAGGAACCGGAAAGUACUCCUCAUCUCUGGAAGGAAGCCCUUCUGAUUUUGAGAGGAAAAAUGGCCUCUCAAAAGUAAGCAAUGACAGAAAAACAGUAAAUAUUAACGAAAAUUUCAAUGAAAUCCAGCCGUAUGAUCCUGAUGAUUGCACAGGAGCUGCUGGGGACGAGAAGAAUCCCUUAUUAAGAAAAUUCUUGCUCAAAGAAUUGGACAAAAUUAGAGGAGAUACGAGGAAAAACAACACCAAUUUGAGUAAGAAUAUUUCAGAUAAUGAGGAGUUCUACUCAAAGCAGAUCAGUGAUCUUCGCAAGAAGAUCAAGCAGGACUUUGUCCCUGCUUCUGAAGUUCAGAAGUUGGUAGAUCAUGCUGUUGAGAAGAAGAUCAUGAUGAUGCAUCUCAAAGAUGAUACUGAUAAGACCAAGAAGGGAAUGACAAAGGCGCAGACUCAGGUUCAAACUUUAAUGAAUAACUACAAGCAAUGCCAGAAGCAAAUCAAGGAGCUCCAGAGCGACAUUGAUGACCUCCACAAAAGAAUUGAUGAGACAGAGAGAAAGCACGGCAUUCAACAAAUGGAUAUUGAAAAGAACUUUAGAAAUGCAGACAAGGAGAUCAGCGAUGCGAGAGAAGACGCUAUUAGUUACACUGACUCUGUAAUCGUCCAAGUUGAAACCCGCAUGGACACUAUUGAGAACAAGCUAAAACGUGACAGGCCUAAGCCUGAAAUAGUUAAAGGGUCUAAUUCUGAUAAAGUAAGGGCUGUAGAACCCUUCCUUGCUGAUAUUAGAAAAGAACUCCAAUCUGAGGUUAAGAAGGUCAACACCAAGAUCAAUAAAAUGGAAAAUGAUCACAAUAGAAGAAUAAAAGAUAUCAACAGUAUCUCUGAUAAAGCUGAUACUAUCAAGAAGACCAAUAUCAAGGAUCUCAAGGAUUUAUACCAGAGAUUGAGUGAAGUUGAGGACAAAAUUGAAUCUACUGACAUGAAUGUCAGUAAGAAGGUCAACCUUCUCAGUGCCAAUAAUGCUGCAAAGCCAGUCCAAGCUACACCCAAGAUCGAUACAAAGUCUAUUGAAACAAGGAUCGAAAGACUUGAAACUAUUUCUGUUCGCCAUGGGAAAUUAUUUGAUGAGUUAACCCCAAACGUUAAUCUACUUGUCAACCAAACGAAAGAGCUGAAGUCUAAAGCUAAUAUUGAGCCCAAGGCCAUUGAGGAAUACACAGAGGCGAUAGCAGGGGAUCUCAGAAAAGAAUUCGAAGAGAGACUCUCCUCAGCUGGAAAUAACCCACAGAAUCUUGCGCCUAAAGCUAUUGAAGAAUACACAGAAGGUAUCGUAGCUGAUCUGAGGAAGGAAUUUGACGAUAAGAUCAUUGCCCUGGAGAAAUCCGUGCCCACAGGUAGUGAUGCUGAAUUUAGAAAGGAAGUUUUCAAAGAAAUUGAUGGCAUAAAGAAGGCAGCUAUCGAGGAUAUUAGACAACUUGAUGAGAACCUCAAAACUUUAGCAACUGAUUUCAGUAUUUACAGAGAAAGAAACUCACCAUGUAGACAUCAUGACAAAAUUACAGUCAUAGAAGAGGUACCAAUAAGAAGACCUGGAUCUAUGAGCAAAGUGAUCGUUGAAAGUUCUGCAGACACUCCCAUAAAAAGCGAUUUUUCAGCAAGAUAUGAUGGAGAUCGAAGACCAAUUCACAGACAAUACUCUCCAGUUCAUUCUAACGGAGUUGUCUACAUGAGUUCAAAGAAGUCUCUUGAUGCGAUGGAAAGAGAACCUAUUGGAGGUGAUGGAAGAAGGCAUAUUUCUGGCUCUCCAAAGAGACACAUAGAAGAUUCAAUGUACUCAACUCCAAGUCUUGGAAACAAAAAUAGGCAAAUUAUUUAUAACUCAACUGGAAAAGAAGGAUUAGAUUAUAGAGAUUCAAGAUCUCAUGCUUAUGGAAAUUAUGAAGAAACCAAUCACAAAAGAUACCAAGACGAUCCUAAUUACUCUUACCCCAAAUACCAAUCAAACACUAAAAAUGUCUACCUAAAAGAUGAAGAAGAUUUCAGCAGAGACCUCGACUACGACCCUCCAAAUCUCUCUCCUGAUUACAAACCUGGAACUACAUCUACAAAUGGGGCAAAGAGGAAGAAGGCUUACAGCUCAAAUCCCUCAUCCAAUGCCAAAAAUUAACCUGAUCAUGCCAACUGCGCCUUCC